GCAGGGCAUUCCUCCAAUCCCAAGGCAGCGCUUCUGUCCAAUCAGCGAAAUCUUCACCGGGCUGUGGCGACUGAGAGAGGAGAGGGGUGGGACUUCCGUUGUCAAGGCGAAAUGCCCGGAGCUGGUGGUGGUUCGUGUGUUGGAGAGUGAGACGGAGGAGGUUGCCCUUGUGCUUGACUGGCCGCUGUUUGCGCUGCUGUUGCCGCUCUUCUAACCAGACAGUUUGUUUAUUAACUCUCUUGAAGCCACUUCUUGGAGGAGGGAUGCCCACUGAAAGUGGAAGCUGGGCAGCUGCACGCCAGACCAAGCAGAAACGCAAAUCUCACAGCCUGUCCAUAAAGAGGACCAACAGCUCAGAGCAAGAUCGCCUCGGGCUGCAGAGAGACAUGUUGGAAGGACAGGAUUCCAAGCUUCCGCCAUCCGUUCGCAAUACACUGCUGGAGCUUUUCGGGCAAAUAGAAAGAGAAUUUGAGAAUCUUUACUUGGAGAACUUGGAAUUACGUCGGGAAAUAGAUACACUGAACGAUCGCUUGGCAGUGGAAGGGCAGGCCAUAGAUGGAGCGGAAUUAAGCAAAGGACAGAUGAAAACAAAAGCUAGUCACAGUACAAGCCAGCUGUCCCAGAAAUUGAAGACAACUUACAAAGCUUCCACCAGCAAGCGCUCACAUUCUUUCCCUAGGAAAGCAGGUGGAACUCGCAGUUUCAGAAUAGGAAGAAUGGGAAGCUGGGAGUUGAGGGGUGGAGACUGGAUUGUCUCAAGCUUCAAGACCACAACAUCACGAGCUAUCUGCCAGCUAGUUAAGGAUUAUGUUGGGCACAGAGAUGGCCUUUGGGAUGUCAGUGUUACACGGACGCAGCCAGUGGUGCUGGGAACUGCUUCUGCAGAUCACACAGCAUUACUCUGGAGUAUAGAGACUGGGAAAUGCCUUAUUAAGUAUGUUGGUCACGCUGGAUCAGUGAAUUCUAUCAAGUUCCAUCCAACAGAACAGAUUGCAUUAACAGCAUCUGGAGAUCAGACAGCUCACAUCUGGCGCUACAUGGUGCAGUUACCCACUCCUCAGCCAAUGGCAGACACCAGUCAGAUUUCUGGAGAGGAAGAAGUGGACUUCUCUGAUAAAGAUGAAAAUGACGGGGAUGGGGAUGCCUCAAGUGACUGCCCCACUGUCAGAGUCCCUUUAACGGCACUUAAAAGCCAUCAGGGUGUUGUCAUAGCAGCUGACUGGCUGGUGGGAGGAAAGCAAGCAGUAACUGCAUCGUGGGACAGGACAGCAAAUUUAUACGAUGUAGAGACGUCGGAGCUCGUCCAUUCCCUUACAGGUCACGACCAGGAAUUGACCCACUGUUGUACUCACCCUACACAACGCCUGGUUGUAACAUCCUCAAGGGACACCACUUUUCGUCUGUGGGAUUUCAGAGAUCCUUCAAUACAUUCUGUGAAUGUCUUUCAGGGCCACACAGACACAGUGACAUCCGCUGUUUUCACAGUUGGCGACAACGUCGUAUCUGGCAGUGAUGAUCGCACUGUGAAGGUGUGGGAUUUAAAAAAUAUGAGGUCCCCUAUUGCAACAAUCCGAACAGACUCUGCAGUAAACAGGAUCAGCGUUUCUGUUGGCCAAAGGAUUAUAGCCCUUCCCCAUGACAACCGACAAGUUCGGUUAUUCGACAUUUCAGGAGUAAGAUUAGCGCGUCUUCCCCGCAGCAACAGACAGGGCCACCGUAGAAUGGUCUGUUGCUGUGCUUGGAGCGAAGACCACCCAACAUGUAACCUCUUUAGCUGCGGCUUCGACCGGCAGGCCAUCGGAUGGAACAUCAACAUCCCGGCGCUGCUGCAGGAAAAAUAAUCCCUGAAAAUAUGGCACUUGUGUUCUCCUUAGCCAUGAACUCUUCUUUUUCUCUCAAGCAGGUGCUCACCUUCUCCAGCCUGCCCUCAUUGUAAGGUCCCUCUGAAAAAGAGUGCAUUGUAAGCAUUGUUCUAGUUGCCACAGUCUGCAUGGUGUUUCUGUGGAAAAACAAACAAGGGGCGAGCCCCUUUUCCGAACACGUUUUGUUGCUGAAAUUCCCAGUCUGCAAAACAGAGGGGUGAGUUGGUCGCCGUGAGCACCUCCUAGUGCUCUUCGUAUACUCUUCAGCUUAGACGAGCAUUAGGCCAUUACAUUUCUGUGAAAUAAAUGUGAAAUCCAUGUAACUGUUGUGAAGGAUAUAAUAGUCUCGCGUUCAUUCAUACAUAGGCAUACCUGUCCUGUGUUUUAAGACAAACUGUUACAGAACAUACGGAAUAAUGUAAAUUUCACUUGCUGCAUAGUUCAGCAUCAUAAUCACGCACCGAGCGAGUGCGGCAGGUUCUGGUGUUACCUUUUUUUUUUUUUUUUCGUUUUUGUAUUAUUAUUUUUAUUAUAAACUUGUUUUCUAAGAACCGACUCGAGCUUCAGCAAUUUGUUUUUAUUUCAGUUUUAAAAGGAAUUAGGCCUUGUGUUAGCCAAAUUGUAGAUUUUUUUGUAUAAAAGGGGGGGGGGCAUACAAUAAAAAAUAAAAAAGACAA
Xenopus laevis (African clawed frog) is the source of this 2539-nucleotide messenger RNA. It is a transcript of the gene wdr37.L, whose product is annotated as WD repeat domain 37 L homeolog. Lineage: Eukaryota; Metazoa; Chordata; Amphibia; Anura; Pipidae. The coding region runs from base 264 to 1841 and encodes 525 amino acids. The record is from RefSeq and is a predicted model, not a curated record. The transcript has 15 exons. Gene Ontology annotation, cellular component: cytoplasm; nucleus.